Messenger RNA from Rhea pennata, 4385 nucleotides. RefSeq names its product sperm associated antigen 6 (gene SPAG6). Lineage: Eukaryota; Metazoa; Chordata; Aves; Rheiformes; Rheidae. The record is from RefSeq and is a predicted model, not a curated record. Gene Ontology annotation, biological process: sperm axoneme assembly; neuron projection extension; filopodium assembly. Gene Ontology annotation, molecular function: microtubule binding. The transcript is spliced from 11 exons. Gene Ontology annotation, cellular component: microtubule cytoskeleton; sperm principal piece; axoneme. Bases 59 to 1585 code for a protein of 508 amino acids.
GAGACGGGUACACAGCGCGGCCCUGCGCGGGGUGCGCAGCGCGCCGCGCCCGGCCGCCAUGAGCCAGAGGCAGGUUCUGCAAGUGUUCGAGCAGUACCAGCGCGCCCGGACGCAGUUCGUGCAGGCCGUGGCCGAGCUCGCCUCCAGGUCGCAGAACAUCGAGACCCUCCAAAACGCAGGUGUGAUGGCUUUGCUGAGACCUCUUUUGCUGGAUGUGGUCCCAACUAUUCAACAGACUGCUGCUUUGGCUCUUGGGAGACUCGCCAAUUAUAAUGAUGACCUGGCAGAGGCAGUUGUGAAGGGAGACAUUCUUCCUCAGCUCGUGUGUUCGUUGUCCGAGCAGAAUCGUUUCUACAAGAAAGCAGCAGCAUUUGUGCUAAGAGCAGUUGGUAAACAUUCUCCACAGCUAGCUCAGGCAAUAGUUCAGUGUGGAGCACUGGAAACGCUUGUGAUUUGUUUGGAAGAUUUUGACCCUGGUGUGAAAGAAGCUGCAGCCUGGGCACUUGGUUAUAUUGCCCGACACAAUUCAGAACUGUCACAAGCUGUGGUGGAUGCAGGAGCUGUUCCUCUUUUAGUGCUCUGUAUCCAGGAGCCAGAAAUUGCUUUGAAAAGGAUUGCUGCUUCGACACUCGGUGAUAUUUCAAAGCAUUCUCCAGAGUUAGCACAGACAGUUGUGGAUGCAGGAGCUAUCGCUCACUUAGCUCAGAUGAUCCUGAACCCUGAUGCUAAACUGAAGCGUCAGGUGCUGUCAGCUCUAAGCCAAAUAGCAAAGCAUUCAGUGGAUCUUGCAGAGUUGGUGGUUGAAGCAGAAAUUUUCCCAGUUGUGCUCACAUGCCUGAAGGACUCAGAUGAAUAUGUCAAGAAAAAUGGUGCAACUUUAAUUAGAGAGAUAGCAAAGCAUACGCCUGAGCUUUCACAGCUUAUAGUAAAUGCAGGUGGAGUUGCUGCUGUGAUUGAUUGCAUUGGCAGCUGCAGAGGGACUGUGAGACUGCCUGGCAUCAUGAUGCUUGGUUAUGUAGCAGCUCAUUCAGAGAACCUGUCGAUGGCAGUGAUCAUCUCCAAGGGAAUACCACCACUGUGUACCUGCUUGAUAGAAGAAAAUGAAGAUCAUAUUAAGGCAGCAGCUGCUUGGGCCUUGGGGCAGGUUGGAAGACAUACUCCUGAGCAUGCACGUGCUGUGGCAGUAGCAAAUGUGUUACCCACACUGCUUUCUAUGUAUAUGGACACACACAGUUCAGAAGAUCUUCAAGUAAAAACUAAAAAAGCCUUAAAGAACAUCCUGCAGAAAUGCACAUAUCUUCCAGCACUUGAGCCUUUGCUGCAUGAUGCCCCUCCCAAUAUUCUGAAGCAUAUUGUUGGGCAGUUCAGCAAGGUGCUGCCGCAUGAUAGCAAAGCACGCCGUCUCUUUGUAACAACUGGUGGUCUAAAAAAGGUUCAAGAGAUAAAAGCAGAGCCUGGGUCGCUUCUUCAGGAGUACAUCAACACUAUUAACAAUUGCUAUCCAGAGGAAAUAGUAAGGUAUUAUUCCCCUGGAUAUUCUGAGAUUCUUCUGGAAAGGGUAGAAAAUUACCACCCAGUUUUAUAAACUUUGAUUGAUAUAUUUUCUUUUAAUUAGAGUUGUGUUUCACAUUUAUGCUUUUAUGACUGCAAUUCAAAUAUAACUGUUGAAACUCUCCCUGGAUUGUGAAAUCUGAUUUUACUGUUUAAACCAUUGAAAGAGCUCAGCACUUCCUGAAAGAUAUGUUUUGUUCUUUACAAAAUUAUUGCAAUUUUUUUGUUCCUUUUUGUUUUCCUCUAGCUUCACUACCAAUUAAUAGAGCUUGUGUCUGGAAUUUCAGGCAGGGGUAAUGAUUUAUCACAGAAGCUUUGUAAAACUGGUCAUUUCUUUUUCCUUCCACAAGAAACAUUUGUGAUCAUCUGAUUCAGAUUUUAGCCUUCUCAGUACUUUAUCCAUUUUCCUCAUUUGCCUUUGUAUAUUGUUUAGAGCUUCCCCAGCUUGAUGAGGGGAAAAAGCGUUUUUUUUAACCAUGGAAUUAAUUCUGCAGUGAGAUAUUUCCUACCACUGCAUUUUGGAAAGUGAUUUGAUUUUACAUCUCCAGAUAUGUUUGUAACCACAAAAUAAAGAAGCAAUGAGAUCUGAUUAUGAUAAAAAGGCCAUAUUCUGCAUGAUACAGUGGCAUUAUGGUCCGUGCACUGGAUAGUGUAUUUGCAAAAGUCCUCAUUGUUAAGGCAAGAUUCACCGUAGAGGAAUGGAGCAAUGCAUGGUUGGGUGUAUAUAUCUUUGUUCCCCUUGGAAGGAAUAGAACAAGUUUGGGACUUCCAGUGGCCCCAUGGGAAGGACCGUGUGAGGUGCUACCCACUUGGCUCAGCAGAGCUUGUGGAGCUUAGGAGGAGCAGAGAACUGCUCAGCUGCAGGAAUCCUGUUAGCAAAGUUUUGAGCACAUUAAGAGGAAAGCUGGGGAUUCUUGACUCCCACUGAUCUGAGUGAUGGGACUAAGGUUGCUCUGUGCUUACUCUUCAAGAAGAGAAAUUGCUGCAGAAUUGAGUUCAAACACAUUUGGAAUUCAGACAGUUUUGAACUUGCAGACCACAUUCACCUGGAGGAUAUUGGAGAUAUUAGCUCUUGCCUCUGGAAAUGUUUUUGUCCUGUUAUAUGUUGUGAAAAGACUUUCUAUAUUCUACUUACUCCUCUGGUGUACCAUAGUAGUAGGGAACAGCCUGUUAAUAUUCAUUAACUAAUACAGUAUUGUCAUUUACUUUUUUUUUUCUUUCCUUCUAACCAUUUUUCUCUUCCUAGUAUGUUUUUUUUUCCCAAAGACUGAUAAACAAUGUUUCUGGAAUGAGAUUUUGAAAUACUGGCAACAGCAGUGGGAAGACAAUAUUUAAAAACCCCUGCAGGAGAGAAACUUGUCUUACUUUCUUAAACGUAUUAAAUGAGUAAGGUUAUAAAAUGGGGAUAGUCUCUCCUAUUACUUGUCAAACAGGAGCAAAGACUUACUGCAGUUGGAAAUGAUUUAGAGUGGGUUUUCUCUGCCAAAUUUUAAAUUACUAUUUUUUUUUUUAUUCUUGUCAACAUCAUCAUCAACAGUUUACAAAAGCCUCGAUGGGCUAUCUUAUGUUAAGGUUUAAUUCUACAAAGGGCUGAGCUCCUGGUGUGAGGUCCUUGGUGCUUUCUGAUCCUGUUCAGGAGGAGCAGGGGAAGCACAGUGCCUUGCUGUGUGGCAUCCUAACUGAGAAAGAGACUGUUGGCAUCAUGAAUGCUGAUAUAUAAGCCAUACCUGCUGGGUUCUUCCCAUAGCCUGCAACAGAACGAACUCUUGGAACUGAAUGACUUGUAUCAAAUGCCUUUUCCUUUCUGGUAGUUAUAUUCUGACGCUGUUAAUGCUAGGGCACUAGUGGAAGAACAUUACAACAAUCCUUUCACUCGACUUAAUGCCCAAUACAUUUUUGCACAGUCAUUAUGGCUAUUUUAGAAUCAAAUCCUGUACAAUUUCUAAUAGGGAUUGUAAUGCAAGGGCUUCCAAAGAGUCUGGAAGGGUCUGAAGCCGUUGCUUCCCCUAACAGAGCUGUACAAUGCUGAGGGCAGUUGGGGUGCAGAUAGGAGGCAGGGCAGGGCACGGCGCGUUGUGGCUCGGGAGCACGUGCUGCACCACACAAUGCUAUCGUACACGUUUUGUGUGGAAAGAAAGAAGAGGCUACGGUCCCCUGGCGGAUGUGCUCCCACUGUGUCAAACUGCGAUACGCUGUAAGGAUUCCACAGGGUUAAAUUUCAACGCCUAAACAAUUUGUUCACUGUCUUUUCAACCUUUUUCUGACUUCCAACAAAGGAAAUGAUUGCACGAGGCAAACCUUCGAAGUGAUCUGAUUGUGCUGCACGCCAUUUAAAUCAGACCUAGCGUAAAUAUGUCUUUAUAGCAGUUAUGCACUUUAAUCCUACGCCAGUGGAAGCUUUUGGCCUCCUGUCACAGGACCCUCUCUGGGAGGGUGUCACAUCCCAUCAGGCGGCAGCAGUGAAGUGCAAAGUCCUCUACCCCGCGCUCAGAGAUUCCCUUGGCUUUCCUUCGCGGCAGGCUGCUGUGCUGUAUCAUAUGCGCACCUUCUGGCUGGAGGCUUCCCUGGAGUCUGCACAAGGUCUUAGCAGCAGCUUUAUCACUGAUUUAUAUUUCAGACCCGCAUUACUACGGCAAGUGGUUUUUAUUUUAUUUUUUUCCCUCUCCUCUGUAGUGUUUCACUAGCUCUGGUGUAAGUGUUCCUAUCUCAUCCUCUAAUUUGGCUUAAGCCAUCAUCUAAACCUAGAUUAAUGUUUGUAAUUGCUACUCUGGCAAGCUCCAACUAUAUGUCAUUUGUCUCAAUUUCAUAGAAUAAAAUAUAGAUUUGCAUUUUAA